This is a messenger RNA of Fomitopsis serialis, 910 nucleotides long. RefSeq lists its product as uncharacterized. NCBI's taxonomy places the organism in Eukaryota, Fungi, Basidiomycota, Agaricomycetes, Polyporales, Fomitopsidaceae. The record is from RefSeq and is a predicted model, not a curated record. The transcript has 4 exons. The coding region runs from base 195 to 842 and encodes 215 amino acids.
GUUAUACCGAAUAUCGUUGGCGCUCUGCCUAGUCUUAGAAAACUCGCCCUCCUCUCGAUUACGGUUCAUUCUGCACCUCAGGCUCUCAAUAGUAUAGAGACUACGCCUCAGGGACUGCUCACAUCGAGUUGUUUCACCAAAGCGUGCUCAAUGCCCUGGCCUUGUACACGAACGUUAACGACCUGUCGCUGGACAUGACCCAAUUCUUCUCGCUCUCACAUCUCUUGCAGUUCCUCCGUGCCUUCCCCGACAUCGAAUACAUAUACUGUCGGAACGUGCCAGAAUGGGAGCUUCCGUCUGACGAAGCCAUAUUCAAGACAGUGGUCAAGGAUAUGAAGGCAUUUACCAAUGUCACUCUUGUUUGGGUGUCUUCAGCCUUUGCGACACUAUUCUUCAAGCUGUUCGCGAAGCAGUGCUGCGAGCUGCGGAUUCUUUAUAUCGGUCUCGUGGACGUGCCCGGACCCGAAUUCCAAGCUGCCAUCGACAAGGUGCUGCAACAAUCUGGGGCAGUUCUUCACACAUUCAGAUGCGAAUACAAACAUCGAGAACAACGUACCAAGCUGGGUGUUAGUACUCCCUCGCUCGUGUACAACACCGCACUAGAACAUCUAGAUGUGACCAUCACUGUAGCGUCGUUACUGCGCACAUCACGGAUUUACAAGACACUCCUAUCUCUGUUCACGCAGCUUAGGAGCCCGUGUUUGAAACACAUGUCCAUGCAAUUCUUCUUACAAAAGCCUGGCGACGUGCGGCCUGGUGUCGACCUCGACACAGAUAUGGAGACCGCUUCCUCGGACAUCGCCAUCUUCCACGCUGCGAUCUCCUACUCCCUGGGGGCAUAACCCUGAUAUUCAGGCGUCUCAAUAGCCCCUCCUUGGGUACGAGCCCGUUCGAUGCCGAGCCAACACCC